AUGGACUCACCACUUACAUGCCUGAUAGUGGGCGAAACACCUGCCACUCAGUUCCUGGCCUGGAGACUCAGCUUAUCGAACGCUUUCAUCAUUUUGGUCUCCAGUACCACCUCCAGCGAUGGAAUAGUGUCGUGGAAAUCGUCAAAACUGGGCUCCAGUUUUUAUAGACCCAACGUUUUCGCCAAAGAGCUGCAAGACCUCGAGCCCCAGCUGGUCGACUCGGAAAAGAAUCGCAAAUACAAGAUCGAUGCAAUCAUUGUGUCGUGCUUGUCGUUGCCGUCGCUGGAUCGAUGUUGUCAGGUUUUGUCAAAUUACAGCGACAAAGAUACAGUUGUGUUGAUGAAUGCCAACUUCGCGGUGGAACUGGAGAAUAUGGCCAUUGAUCGGUUCGCAGAUUGUAGUUGUGGUGUGGUUUCAAUCUUAUGCGACGUGGAAGCCCGUCAACUUUCAUCGGGAUCGUAUGCUUUGGUAAAUGACAACUGCUGUUUCUACGUGGGUCUCACCAACAUGAGUUCCACGAAAAGACAAACUAUGCUCAACAAUGUCAGUAAACGGAACACUAUACUCGAGAACGUGGAUAAAAUCAGGCAUAUCAUGUUGGACCGAAACUCGAUUUUGAAUACCGUGCUGGCGCAGAUUCAACAUACUCAAGUCGAGGAAAUCAUUAUUAUCGAUCCAGAUCGGUCCCACAACAUGGCGUUGAAAGUUUGGGAACACAUCAUCCCGCGGAUUUCCAUGAAUAUCGUUUGCAUCGUUUUUGAACAGUUUGACCACGACAAGCUAUUGGCCAAUUCGUCUUCAAGACUCAUUUUCGAAGACCUGGUCAAGGAACUUAUGCAAAUCUGCUAUUUGCAAUGUGGAAAAGCGGUAGCGCGAUUCUUGAAGCCAGAAGGUUUCGAUGCUCGCAACGGUGUUGAGAAACUGGUCUCCAGCAUCGACUUCCAAAAAGUCGUCCAAGACACCAAAGAUCGCAAACGUCAAAUGGAUAUGUUCACUAUCAAUGAGUAUCCGGAGUUUCUGACACUCUCAUUCGAGGCAUACUGUUUCCACCAUCGUCUGGAGUACCCAGCGCAUGUGCUUCUUCAGCAACCCAUGCGUUUGGCUAACGAAUUUGGCAUCAAUUACUCCAGUCUGAAUUUCCUGUUUGGCUUCUAUUCCAGGUUGCUGUCUAUAUGCGGGUACAGUAUCGAAGGCGGUCCCAAUGAACUAGGCCGAUCUUCUUUGAUUUUGAGCAUAAGAGAUCAACUCUUCAGCCAUAGCGAGUCGCCAGUGGUCUUCAAAGACGUCAAAAAAUCGCCGUCACGGAAAUGGAAAACCGGUCUGCGGUCCAAGCUCAAACGCAAGUCUAAACCGGAACAUGCUGGAGAUGACCUCAUAUCCUCGAGCAGAUCUGUCGUCAUGCAAGGGUCGAACGAUUCGAGUAUCGAGAUUUGUGAAAUCGAAGCUUCAGAUGCCACCUCUAGAAACCGAGGUUUCCAAUUCUUCGGCAGCGAAGACGCAGCGGACGAAUCGGGCGCCGAAGACAACUGUGAUACCACUUCAGCGGUGGACGAACUAAUCCAGCUCCCGAAAUUUCGAGGUAGAGACGAAAUCGAUGCCGACGCCAUGUUUGAGCAGGAGUUGCGAGCCAAUCCGCUGACUAUGUCGUCGAGAUACUAUUUCGAUGCGUACGGACUGGCGGACCGCAGGUCCCUUGAUGAAAAACGUUUGCGUCCGCAGCAUUGGAACAGCUCGAAAUUUUGGAAGUUGCAACGAAAGUAUUUGAUCGAGACAGGACAACGGUCUCAGCCGGCCACAAUUGCAGGAUCGGCUACUAUGCCUGAUCGGUUUUUAUGGGAGCACUUGAAUUUACUAAGACGAGUCAACAUGGGUGGUAUAUUGAGCGUUACAACGAGUAGGUAUGGACAUGUGGACUCUUCGCAACGGCUUUUCGACGAUUGGAGUCGAGGUGUUGGCCCGUUAACUAAGUUUGGUGGAGACUUGUAUGCAAGACGACACCUGUCAAACAAGGUAGCGCCGGAGGAUGUGGACUGA
Lachancea sp. 'fantastica' is the source of this 2034-nucleotide messenger RNA. NCBI's taxonomy places the organism in Eukaryota, Fungi, Ascomycota, Saccharomycetes, Saccharomycetales, Saccharomycetaceae. The record is from the annotation of a GenBank genome assembly.